Messenger RNA from Priapulus caudatus, 3733 nucleotides. RefSeq lists its product as uncharacterized. Gene Ontology annotation, biological process: superoxide anion generation. Lineage: Eukaryota; Metazoa; Priapulida; Priapulimorpha; Priapulimorphida; Priapulidae. The transcript is spliced from 20 exons. The coding region runs from base 245 to 2818 and encodes 857 amino acids. The record is from RefSeq and is a predicted model, not a curated record. Gene Ontology annotation, molecular function: phosphatidylinositol binding; superoxide-generating NADPH oxidase activator activity; protein binding.
AUAGUGUUAGUGUUACUGUUUGUAUCCAUAAUAUUACAGUAAUAAUAGUCGGUUUUUAGAGUCUAUGGUGCUAUUUACGGUUUAGCCCUCCUUACUGGAAAGGAGGCAAGCCUUGGAGGUUGUGUGUGUAUCAUUUGCUCUGCAGCAACUUGACGUAUACAACUUUGAACUUGCAAAUUGUUAUGCAGUGCUAGAUCUCUAAAACUUCAUCAUUCAUGGCCAGCAACCCAACAAGGGAACCGGUAUGUCGUUGUCGUUGGUGGACGCCGUCUGCGAAGGGGUGGAGAGAAGGGGGCCCUACCCCUAUAACCAUAAUGUCUAUGCAGUGAGAGUGCAGUGGGCAGGAACCAGAAAGACUCUCCUGUUUCGUACCUAUGGAGCCUUCUUCGACUUGCAUGCCAAAUUAAGGGAAGCAUUAGAUGGAAAAUCUGAUGUCAUUAUUCCAACGCUACCUGAGGUAUGCUUCAUGGAGCAGGCACGGUGGCUCUCGGAAGAAGCCAUAGCCACGCAGCUUCUUACUGCCGUUCGACAGUUCUGUAAGGAGUUGCCGAAGCUGCCGGCGGAGGUGCUGGCGAGAGAUGAUAUGAGGUGCUUCUUCAGGAGUUGGAGCUCGGACCCGGGGAAUGGCGAUCGCAGCGACGGCAGUACGUCAAGUGGCGCCACCUGCAUGGCACCAUCCUCUAUGCUCGGCAGUGCAUCGGCUGUGCGUUCAGCGCUCUCUGGUGUUGACGGGAGUGGCGACGACGCAUCGCAGCCGCCUCCUGUGCCGCCUCACUGCGCCACCCCCGCCGUGCCGGCAAGGAUGGCAAGCCGGCGCGUGUCCGCAAACCAAGCGAACAUCUCUGCGCCGUCGUUGCCCUCGAGCGAUGAUUCGUUGCUGGGGUUAAGCAUGCAGCUCGGUGGUGGCAGCGCGGAUGGAGAGAGCGAUGGUGUUGCACAGUAUCGAGCCAUCGCCGAUUACUGUGCCACCGGGACGGACUUGCUGCUUAGCAAGGGGGCGUUAGUACAUUGUGUCGAGGCUAAUUGUUCUGGUUGGUGGUUGGUUUCAUCGGCUGGGAAGCAGGGUUGGGUGCCCGGCACAUUCCUAGAACCUGUAGCUUCACAGAGCCAGCAUGCUUCACCAGUGGAUGACGCUGAAACACCAGAAGUCGUGAGGUGUGUGUCGCUGUGCGCGUGUGAGGCACACGACCAGGAUGAGGUUUCGUACGAGCAGGGGCAGCACAUAGACGUGAUCAAGGUCGACAGCUCAGGAUGGUGGACCGUCAGAGUGGACGGCAAAGUGGGUGUUACACCGGCCAUCAAUCUACAGCCGCUAGACGUGGAGCACAACAAGUUCAGCACUCUAUUGAAUCUUCAGCUGCAACAUGCGUUGUUCCACGGGAGACCGGCUCCCCCGCGACCUGGCAAGCCGACUGACAGCACGAAUAACUCUCCAGCCACAGAAGAGGUGAAGGAGAUGACUGGUGGAAGGUCCAAACUUAAUUACGUCCAACUUGACUUGGCAGCUCCAAAGACACUACCUGGGGGCCAACAACAGUCAAGGUUUGUCAUUCAAGAUGAUAGUUCUAGUGAACGAACAACGUAUUCACAAAUCAUAUUCCCCAACCAGCAAACAGCACAGGCCAGUAAACAGCACACCUACGUAAACGUGAUGCCGGCCAUGUAUCAGAACAACUAUGAAAACUUUAGAGUGCUGGGCGUACACCCCCCUGUACAGGAAGCUCCUGAUCCCUCUUCACUAAUUAAAAGGAACAAGCCACUCCCCAAUCUUCCAGAAAGAUUAGACAAGCUCAAUAUAACUGGCAACCACUCAGAUACCCAGACACUGCCAUUGCCGAUCGUAGCAAAGGCGAAGUUUGUGUCGGAGAGAGAGGGAGUGCUUUCAUUCAAUGGAGGAGAUACUGCCAUCCUUCUCGACAAGACCAAUCCGAAUGGGUGGUGGUGUGUUCAGAUAGGCAGUUCCAUUGGAUGGGUGCCAAAAGAUUACUGGUCAAUCUCAUUGUGUGAGGAUGCAGAGAGUGAGGAUACCCACAGGGCGACGCAAAACAAGCAAGCGUGUGUUUCUGGUCUUAAAAGAACCGAAGCGAUGAAAACGCCCGAUGGCGGCAUGGCAAACGUCGGCAGGAUUAGAAGCACAGAGGGUCACAGUCCACCUUGUGCGAGCCACGAUGAGAUAGGCUCUGACAAGAGUGAUGAUGUCCACCGGGUAACGCACAACAAACAAGUGUGCGUCUCUGGUCUCAAACGGACCGAGGCAUUGAAAACGCCCUCUGGUGGCAUGCCGAAUCUUGGCAGGAAUCGGCCUUUCGAGAGUGCGAGAAAAAACGAUGCAAGCGAGAUUAAGAGCACGGCUAAACAAACAAACAGCAAGGAUCUGGCAAUGACUGCUGGCACUAGGCCAGCUAUGGCCUUGCCUGGUAAGGAGGAGGUGGCUCCCUCUACCACCGGUCACGGCAGUAGUCAGCCAAUCCCGCCUCACGCAGAUUGGUUCUUUGGGAAGCUAGGACGAGACGAGUGUGAGACACUGAUGUCACACAACAAGGGCCAACCAGGCGACUUUUUAGUGCGAGAGAGCACCACCAGGAAUGGCGAUUUUGUGCUGUCUGUUCUUGACAACAAAUGUAAAGUGCAUCACUUUCCAUUCACAAUGCAAGAUGGCUUUUAUCACCUUGGUGCCAAUUUCGAGACCAUUGAGCAGGCAGUGGGGCACUACAAGUUUAAUACGUUGUCAGGAAUGGAUUGCCAAGUACGCCUGGUGAACCCUAUGCGCUGUAAGAAGGAACGGAGCAAGUUCUUCUGCAUGACUACGCACAACUAGCGCCACCUGCUGGAUUGUAGUAUGCCAAGUGCCUUCGUAUUUAAUAAACAUAGAUACGGUAAUUAUGCAAUGUGAAAGCUUGGAUUUACGAUGGAAAGAUUUUAUACUUUUUCUAGUAAAUACAAUCAUACGACCCCUGUUUAAAGGUAAAGUUUAAUGAGAGAUGAUAUUAUUGUAAUAAUCAGUUAUACAUAAAUGAUUACGAUACAUGUUAUGAGCUUCCCAUACUCAAGUAAAAUAGUAGUCUUUAGUGCGUUUUCCCUGCUCUGUCUGUAAUUUAGUUAACACUGAAGUGAAUAUGAUACAGUGCAAUCAGAUGAUUAUAGGCUAGCUACUAAUUACGAAUUCUAGUUUUAGCUAUGGUGUGAUAUCUAGCUGUUAAAAUCAUUUUUAGUAGAAAUACUAAUAUAUAUAUAUAAACAUAAAUUUGUUUUAUUUUAUAAACAGCUGAUGAAUUAUACAUAUUGUUAUAAAUAUCAUCAGUCAAUGACCAUCAAAAAUAUCAUUAUAUGAUUAUCACUACCUUCCUUGUUUGUUCGGCUGCUUGAAUGUAUCGUGAUCGUCAAUCUCAAUAAUUGUUAAAUUUAAUGGCAACUCUGUUCUUGCUAGUGGAUAUUAGCUGGAACAUAUAUGUACACUAACAGGAAGAUGUGUAUUCUAGUAUCGAUACACAUGUUCACGGUCCUAGUAGAGCGUAUUAAGAAGCCCUUCUUAAUACACUGAUUACACUAUAUAUGUAUAUAUAUAUAUUAGUGGUAGAAUAGCAAUAAGCUAUCAAGUUGCAACAAACCUUUCAUAAUAUAAAUACUGAUAUUUAGAUAUCAGUCAUGUGAAUUUUCUUAUAUUAUCAAUGGCAGCUAUAACUGUUGUUCAUGUAUAAAAACAUUAAUUGUAAAUAAAAUCCUUUUAUUUUCA